Danio aesculapii is the source of this 1289-nucleotide messenger RNA. RefSeq names its product TruB pseudouridine (psi) synthase family member 2 (gene trub2). The transcript is spliced from 8 exons. Gene Ontology annotation, biological process: pseudouridine synthesis; RNA processing. The record is from RefSeq and is a predicted model, not a curated record. Gene Ontology annotation, molecular function: RNA binding; pseudouridine synthase activity. Lineage: Eukaryota; Metazoa; Chordata; Actinopteri; Cypriniformes; Danionidae. The coding region runs from base 93 to 1169 and encodes 358 amino acids.
CACACAACAUGUGAAAUCGCUGCUUCCCUGCCUGAAGUCAUCUCGGUCACUUUUUAUUUGUAUUUCACUUAUGCUUGUCCUAUUCGCUUCUGAUGAAGAUGGCCACGCAGGCCGUAAGUCUUUUUCGUAAAAUGGACGGUCUGUUUGCGGUGUACAAACCGCAGGGAGUUCACUGGAAACUUGUUCGUGACACCAUAGAAAGCAAUUUACUCAAAGCGCUGAACUCCAGUCCUCCAGGAGCUCCUCGGCGUGAAGUGCAGUUUCAGCUUCUGUCCAGUGGAGAAAACAGCAGCUCCAAAGAGCUCAUUUUAUCUCCAUCCAUGGUUCCUUCUCUGGCAGAUCAUCCUUUAGUGACAGGUCCUCAGUUUCACAAGGUUCAUGUUGGAGUUGGUCAUCGAUUGGAUGCCUUUUCUUCUGGAGUAUUAGUUUUAGGUGUUGGGAAAGGAAAUGGUGUCCUGGAGCAUCUGUGCAAAUCACAUGUAACCAGGGACUAUAUAAUUGAGGGCGAGUUUGGAAGAGCCACUGAUAAUUUCAGUCACACUGGUCGAGUCAUUGAGAAAACCACAUAUGACCAUGUUACCCAGGAUAAGCUAGAAAGAGUCCUUGCCGUGAUACAGGGAUCCAAUCAGAAAGCAUUAAUCACAUAUUCUCAAGUGGACUUGCAAACUCAGGAGGCUUAUGAGCUUGCAGCGAGAGGUUUAUUGUAUCCUGAUGGUAAAAGCCCACCUAUUUUGACUGGCCUGCGAUGCAUAAAAUUGAAUCUGCCACAUUUCACUUUGGAGGUCAAGUGUGUGAAUGAGACUCAGAAGUAUCUGUGUAAAUUGAUUCAUGAGGUUGGACUGGAGCUGCGGGCCUCUGCGGUCUGUACUAAAGUGCGAAGAACACGAGAUGGACCCUUUAAAGUAGAGAACGCACUCACUCGACAGCACUGGACUGCAGACAGUGUCUUACAAGCUAUUGGUCACUUUCGCAAGACUGUCCGCAAAAUCAGAAAAUCUGGGAUGUACAGGCAGAGUGCUGUCCGGCUGACCUCAGACGCGGAUAUCAGAGAGCAAAUUCAAUCUGGACAAUCCGAGCAUAUGAGUGGAGAGCAGGAUGAACUCUCUGACAUGAUUGUGGAGAGAGAGAGACCUGGGAGACCGGAUGAGAAGAUGAGAACAAAAAAUUAAAUUAACUUCUUCCUCAAUUAGGAAUGAUUUGAGUUCUGAGACAUACUUACUUGUUCACUAUAAUUUAUGUAUGUGUUAUACUUUCUUUAUUGUGUGUCAUUAAAUGUGUAUUUUAGCAAA